UUAUAAUUUGGGUAAAUAAGCAGAUGGUUUUUUUUAUGUUUUUGUCGCCAAAGAAAUUCACUUGUGUAAGAAUCUAACCAAGUGUUUGUACGAAUACCGUAGUAUCCUUGCACUUGGAAAUGUUGCAUGACCACAGUGGUUUAGUCCCGUACCGUAUCAACAUAUCGUGACCGUUUUUACAAGUACUAUUACGAUGAAGCACUCCGCGGUCUUGUAAAAAGCGUAUAGCACUUUCUGCGUCAUUGCACACUGAACAUAACAUAUCGUAAUUAAAACGAGCUAUAGAUCGAUCAGAGAACUGAUUUUUGGCAAUGAAACGUGACAAUAUCGAGAUAAAUAUAAUGGGGUACGAUAACGGGAAUCGGUAUAUCUCGGCCACCACCGCCGGCGGCCGACCGUUUUGGUACGAUAACCGAAAAGUACCAUGUAUUGUACUAUGAAUCUAUUAUAAGCAACUGUUUUUUAAUGAGGCUGAGUUUUUGUAACAGAGCAUCUGGUAGUCUUUCGAGUCAUUGUGUAUUCAAUCAAUUACGUAACAUAUCGAAGAUGGCGAACUUAAAAGAAGUUGUGUCUACAUUAGAAAAAAUGGCACCCUUAUCACUAGCAGAGUCGUGGGACAACGUAGGUUUGUUGAUCGAACCAGAUGUCAAGAAAUCAAUAGAAUGUGUUUUCCUUACCAACGAUCUGACUGAAGAUGUACUUGAAGAAGCCCAGAAUGCUAAAGCUAAUCUCAUUAUAUCCUACCAUCCUCCAUUAUUCAAACCGUUCAAAAGGAUUAUUUUAAAAAAUUGGAAGGACCGUAUCACAAGCCGUUGUUUAAGCCAGGGAAUUGCAGUUUAUUCUCCUCAUACUUCAUGGGAUGCUGUAAAGGAAGGUUUAACCGAUUGGUUAAUAAGUUGUUUUGACGGUAGUGUAACUGUAUUACAACCGCAUAGUGAAAAUCCUGAAUUUAGUCAUAUUGUGACUGUGGUAUCGGACACGUGUGAAGAUUCGCCAUUGAUAGUAGUCAAUGCAUUCAUGGAACUUUACCCUCAAUUCAAACUUAACAAUGAUUUAAAGAUUUUAAGUACCGGACAUACUCAACUUAAAUUGUUGUGUAAUUCAAAUAUCUUGUCGUUAUUUAACGAAAUGACUAAGUAUCACUAUAUGUCUGCGUUUGUUCAAAAAAAUGAAAUGAUUCCAGAGACAGAUGUGGGUACUGGACGACUUUGUCAUUUUAGAGAAGGCUUGACAAUCAGAAACGUUAUUCAACGAGUAAAAUGUCAUUUAAAAGUCAAUAAUCUAAUGGUUGCACUGGCCAGAGGAUCAACAUUGGAGUCCACGAUCAACUCAGCAGCCACUGUUGCCGGUUCUGGUGCGUCCGUAUUAAACGGUGUUAACGCCGAUUUGUACCUGACUGGCGAAAUGUCUCAUCAUGAAAUAUUGGACGCGGUGCACAACAACGUGACAGUAAUUCUGGCCAACCACAGCAAUACUGAGCGGGGUUAUUUGAAAGUGUUCGCUGACAAUUUGUCACAGAAAAUUCCGCAGUUAAGGGUGUGCAUCUCGAACGUUGACAGAGAUCCGCUAUUGUUUGUUUAACGAAAAAAAUUAUAUUCUUGUUGGACAUUUUUUGACCUUCAACUUGUCCUUAUUUAACUCUUAAUAACCAUAUAAUACAACAUUUAUUAUAUCUUACUCGUGUUAUACGUUAUAUGUUUAAUGUAUAUUUGUAUACGCUCGUAAUACAAGUUGUUACAAUGUACAUGUGGUAAGAAUAUAUAAUUACUCCGUAUUAACAAA
Molecule: messenger RNA, 1782 nt
Organism: Sipha flava (yellow sugarcane aphid)
Lineage: Eukaryota; Metazoa; Arthropoda; Insecta; Hemiptera; Aphididae
Gene: Ciao1
Product: probable cytosolic iron-sulfur protein assembly protein Ciao1
Exons: 7
Coding region: 466-1581 (371 amino acids)
Biological process (GO): iron-sulfur cluster assembly
Cellular component (GO): mitochondrion; cytosolic [4Fe-4S] assembly targeting complex; cytoplasm
Molecular function (GO): protein binding
Source: RefSeq, a predicted model, not a curated record